AUGUACAACUCGAAGUCCUUGUCAAGUACAACAACAAAAAUGACGGAAGAGGGUGGACAUUUGCCGUCAAGUCUUAAUAAGAGACAUUCCGGAGCUACAUCUAAUGAUGAAGGGGAAUCCAAGGUAGAGAGAGUUGUUCCUAAGGUGCCAUCGAGACCUGCCCCACCCCCACACAGACCUGCCCCUCCUCCCAUUAGUCGACCAAAACAGGAACCAAUCAUACCUAGUAGCAAUGCUGGUGCCGCAAAGCCUCCAGGAAAAAGACGACUUGAGAUUACUGUGUUAGAUGCAAGACCAAUGAGUGAGGUUGGAUUUAGAAGUACCCCUGCCAAGCCCCCUAAAUCUCCUGAAUCUCCUGUAGGGUCUCGUGAACCUGUUAUAGCACCCACUCCAGCAAGUAGACCUGUACCCUCAGCAAGACCAACACCUGCUCCUAGACCACAACCAGCCAAAAGACCAGCUACAAACAAGAAACCAGCGAUUCCAGACCAACCACCUCCUCCUUACGUCCAAGCCAUGCUGACCUCCAUACCAACAAACAAACCAAAUCUUGCCCCAGUACGCCCUGUACCACCUAGGCUCGAUCAGUCAAGUAAUACAAGCCCUAAUUCACAGGGUUUAGAGGGCGCUAGUGGACCUUUGGUUGAUGCACGAGCAAAUGUGUCGGAAAAACCAAAACCACUUCCAAAAAGGCCAAUGAGUGUGUUUGGGGAUCUCAGUCAGGCUAAGCCAAUCUCUCGACCUCCUGUUCCAGCCCAUAGACCGAAAAGUAUGGUAAUAAGAUCAAAUGUUGAUUUAGUUGACUUAUCUGACCCAGAACCUCCCAUUCCAAGACUAAGGACUACCUCUUUAGAUAAAUCGGAACCAUUUAUAGAAGAUCAGCCUAAAACAUCUCGACCUUUUAGACCAACAAUAAUCAGGCCAUUAAAACCUGGUAAACAAACAGAGCCCAAGGGAGAGGAUGAUGUUAAAAGGCAAGAUGAUCCGUCAGGACAUGAUACAGAGAGUUUAAAAAAUGAAACCAAAGAUUCUGACUUUGAAAAACAUGCUGAUAAGCCUGCUAUUUUAAAACCUAAGCCAGCUAUAUCUGCAAAACCUUCAAUAUCAAGCCCUCCACCUGUCAGCCCAAAACCCAAGAGUUUAAGUCCUCCUUUGGUAAGUCCCAAGCCACAAAGUCCUGUUUCUACAUCUGCACAUGAUGAUAUUGACUCUGAAUUUUUCACUCCUCCACAAAGUCCGAGUUCAAGUCCACGACAAUCUCAAAGUCCUGAACAAAGUCCCAAAACAUUAACUAAUGUAAAAGAUCUUACCCCUUCUCCAAAAUCAGAGACGGACAAGGACAAAACUGAGAUUAAUGAAAAGCCAGAGAUUGCGAAAGAUGAGAUUAAAAAUUCUUUUGUUGCAAAGUUAAAACCGACUGUUGUAGCUCCACCAAUUGGAUCAAAAGAGUGGCUUGAAUCAGGUGGAGUUUCUAAGAAUGAUGCUAUUCCUGAUAUGCCAAAUGGUAAUGAAGAUACGAUGAGUGUCAAAAAUAAAGUUGAGGCUUUUCAAAGUAAUCUCCCUCACUUAGAUGAACAAGUAAGCUCUCUCGAUCAACUUGCUAAAACAUAUGAACCACCAAAACUGAAAAGACCCACCAUUAUUCGCCCAAAAGCUAAAGCACGAUCACGAUCCCCUAGUCCAAAAAGAACAGAAAUUGACUCUAAACCAGAGAAAAAUGAAGCUGCUGUUAUUGAAACUGAAAACAUUGAAAAGAAAACUGAACCCCCUCCAAAACCAUCCAGGCUAAAUGCUGGUCCUCCACCAAGGCCUAAAGCUAGACCCAAAUCAAUGAUUGUAUUAUCAGAGAAGAAUAAAAAUGCAAAUAAUGACAAUUAUGAAGAGCCAGUUACAGGUGUACUUGUUGAUAUUGCAUUAAGUUCAGAUGGGGAGUCUAAACAAGAGAAUCUGAAACCUUCUGUAACAGAGGUUAGUGUGGAUGAUGCAGGCAAUGAGAAAGCUUCUCCUGAAAAAGAAGCACCUGGGUCUCCUGGGAAGAAAGUACCUCCAGCAAGGCCAGGAGGACCUCCACCCAAACCUCCAAGCCCUCUCAAUGCCAAGCCUAAACAGUUCAAGUUGCAACGUUCACUCUCUGAAAAGUCAAGUGGGCCUAUGAAAGCAAAAGGCCCACCAGCACUGCCAGAGAGACCUGGUCCAGAGCACCCUCUUUUCCAUUAUGUUGCCACGGGGCCAAGGGGGGUUGCGCUGUUUGAUUAUGAAGCACAGCAAUCAGAUGAAAUAUCAUUCCAGGUUGGAGAUGUAGUGCUUCUCAUACGUAAAAUUGAUCCUUUCUGGUAUUAUGGGAAGGUGAAAAACAAAGAAGGUCUUUUCCCAACAAACUUCGUCGAGGUUGUUGAGCAACUCCCAAAAGAAGAAAAGGAGGAUACAGAAGCUGUCAAAAUACAAGCAGAAAAAACGACAACGCCAACCGCAUCUGAUCAAAUAUCAGGACCACGCUGCAUGGCAAGAUUUGACUUUGAAGGUGAAAACGACAGUGAUUUAUCAUUCAUGGAAAAUGACGUCAUUAAGUUAAUGGAACGUUCAGGUGAUGAAUGGUUGAAGGGAGAACUAAAUGGCAAGACGGGACUAUUUCCAGUGACUUUUGUUGAAAUUAUUGAAGAUUUGCCAACAAAUGAGGGUGCUAAUCCAGAUCAACAAGAAUCUGCAGCAAUUCAUGCUUUGGAUCAGGCUUUGACUGCUUGGGACGAUGAUCCCCCUGUUGUUGGUGACAAAGGUGGGGACCAAUCUAUUGCAAAUAUGAAAGCAAGUGAAAAGAAUAAUGAUCUUUUUAAGAAGGAUGGCCACAUUGUGAUGAAGACCUUAUUUGACUUUGAUGGAGAAAAUGGGGAAUUAACAUUCAAGGCUGGGGACGAAAUAUCUGUGAUAAACCAGGUCAAUUCUGAUUGGUUAACUGGUAAGAUAGGUGGCACAACUGGUAUCUUCCCAGCAUCCUUCAUUGGUGACAUUCCAGAAAACCUACCAUCAUGUGAUAACAAUACAGCCCCACCUUUUGAAGAGGAUGUAAACAAAAAGGAGGUGCAAUAUUACGCAAUAGCAACAUUUCCAUUUGAAGCACAAUCCGAUUCUGAUCUAAGCUUCAACACUGGUGAUAGGAUCGCAGUGAAUGAACAAAUUGAUGAUGAUUGGUUAUCAGGAACAAUUGGAUCUCGAAGUGGUGUUUUUCCAAAAAACUUUGUUGAGAUCGAGAAAACUUCACCACAAGAGACUUCACCAUCGAGUGGUCUCAUAAGGACCUCUUCUAAUAGUCGAAUUAAGACCCCUGAGAGACCGAUAGUGACUCCUCAAGGACGCGUGGUUUAUGAUUUCACAGCAGAAGCAGAAGGAGAACUUUCAAUGUCAGUUGGCCAGACUGUGUAUUUGUUGGAACAUGUUAAUGCAGAAUGGAUGAAAGGAACAAUUGACAAUGACACUGGUAAUUUCCCAGUGAAUUAUAUAGAAAUUAUUACGCCUCUGCCAGAGUCUCCAAAGCCAGAUGAAUAUAAAAUAUGAUGCCUGUUCAACAUCAUUUAUAGUGAAAUAUACAGAUAUUUUAUUCUGUUCCAUGUCUGCAUCUUUCACAAGUAAUAUUUCCUGAUACAGUAGUGUGCAAGGGAACAUUCCCUGAUGAGUGUAUGGGGAAUAUUCCCUGAUGCCAGGAGUGUGAGUGGAAUAUU
Messenger RNA from Owenia fusiformis, 3713 nucleotides. Lineage: Eukaryota; Metazoa; Annelida; Polychaeta; Sabellida; Oweniidae. The record is from the annotation of a GenBank genome assembly.